Messenger RNA from Anopheles nili, 739 nucleotides. It is a transcript of the gene Srp14, whose product is annotated as signal recognition particle 14 kDa protein. Gene Ontology annotation, biological process: SRP-dependent cotranslational protein targeting to membrane. Bases 93 to 422 code for a protein of 109 amino acids. The record is from RefSeq and is a predicted model, not a curated record. Gene Ontology annotation, cellular component: signal recognition particle, endoplasmic reticulum targeting. NCBI's taxonomy places the organism in Eukaryota, Metazoa, Arthropoda, Insecta, Diptera, Culicidae. The transcript has 3 exons. Gene Ontology annotation, molecular function: endoplasmic reticulum signal sequence receptor activity; 7S RNA binding.
AAGAUCUUUUAAAAAUUGGCCUUCUUGCGACCACAAAUUGUGGUCUUUUGGCUAAGCAAUUCGUUAAAUUCUCACCAUAAAUUGCAUCCAUCAUGGUUCUUUUAUCUAACGAACAAUUUCUUACGCAGCUUACCUUGUUAGCUCAAUCGGCCCGCAAAGAUUCAUCGUUUACCGUAACAAUUAAACGAUACGAUGGACAUGACCGGCCAAAGCCACGUGAAGGAAAACCACCCCUACCCAAACCUGCUGAGUAUAGUUGUUUGAUCCGAGCGCGAUCACGAUCAAAGAAGCUAGCGACGGUGGUGAAGCGAGACGAAGUGGCCAAAUUCAUGGAAUCGUAUUCAAAAGUGUUAAAAUCGAGCAUGGAUGGUUUGAAAAAGGUUAAGAAGGUUAAAAACAAAGCAAAGGCGGCCCAAGGAUAGUGCGAAACAUUGAUAUCGGAGAAGAACGAAGUGUUUCAAAGUGUUCUAGUUAUCCAUGGAUGGUGCAAUUUAGCACACUGAAAUCAUAAGUGCAUUUUCUUUAUUCGUUUUUAUCGAACUGUUUUACCUUCGUACCGGUUGUCCAAUAGCCUUUGUUUUGCUUUUCAUAACUGGCUGCCGCCCGAGAACGCAAAAGCAUAUGUGUUCCCAGACUCUAGGACCCAUUUCCGGUAAAUCUGCGAACGUGCGGUUGGAAACGACUUUGUAAUUUUGCUAUAGAAUUAAGCGUGAUGAAUUUAAUAUAAAAGCGAGGGUGA